GGAAGAAACGAGCAGCUCCUCCACACAAGAAGGUGGACAGUUUCUGGGAGAAAAAAUGGUGACACCUCAAGAGGUCCUCUUCAGAACUUUAGAAGAUUUGGGAGCUGAGGACUUUAAAAAAUUCAAGUGGUUCCUGCAGCAGCAGGGGGCGCUAGAAGGCCUCCCAGCAAUCCCAAAGAGUCGACUGGAGGAUGCAGACAGGACAACAACUAUAGAUCAGAUGUUUCAGACCUACAGUAUAAACACGAUGCAAGUAACCAGAACAGUUUUAGUGAAGAUAAAUCAGAAUGAACUAGCGAAGAAAUUAUCAAACACCUCCUUUGAACCUGAAAGUAAGUCAGAAUCAUUAUUCAUUAUAAAAAUGGUUGUAACAAAGAUUGAAAUUCUUGCUGAGUGCCAGAGAAAACUCAAAUCCAAAUUACAAGAGAAGUUCCAGUCUGUGUUUGAGGGGAUCACUAAAGCAGGAAACCAGACCCUUCUGAAUCAGAUCUACACAGAGAUCUACAUCUUAAAGGGAGAAACUGCAGAGGUCAACAUGGAGCAUGAGGUCAGACAGAUUGAAACAGCAUCCAGGAAACCAGACAGACCAGAAACAAGAAUCAGACAAGAAGACAUCUUUAAAGCCUCACCUGGAAGAGCUAAACCAAUAAGAAGAGUGCUGACAAAGGGAGUGGCUGGCAUUGGGAAAACAGUCUUAACACAGAAGUUCACUCUGGACUGGGCUGAAGACAAAACCAACCAGGACAUCCACUUCAUAUUUCCAUUCACUUUUAGAGAGCUGAAUGUGCUGAAACAGAAAAAGUUCAGCUUGGUGAAACUUAUUCAUCACUUCUUUACUGAAACCAAAGAAGCAGGAAUCUGCAGGUUUGAAAAGUUCCACGUUGUGUUGAUCUUUGACGGUCUGGAUGAGUUUCGACUUCCUCUGGACUUCGACAACACUGAGACCCUGACUGAUGUCACAGAGUCCACCUCAGUGGAUGUGCUGCUGACAAACCUCAUCAGGGGGACACUGCUUCCCUCUGCUCGCCUCUGGAUAACCACACGACCUGCAGCAGCCAAUCAGAUCCCUACUGACUGUGUUAGCAUGGAGACAGAGGUCAGAGGGUUCACUGACCCACAGAAGGAGGAGUACUUCAGGAAGAGAUUCAGAGAUGAGGAGCAGGCCGGCAGAAUCAUCUCCCACAUCAAGACAUCACGAAGCCUCCACAUCAUGUGCCACAUCCCAGUCUUCUGCUGGAUCUCUGCUGGAGUUCUGGAGGAUCUGUUGGAAACUGGAGAGGGAGGAGAGCUGCCCAAGACCCUGACUGAGAUGUACAUCCACUUCCUGGUGGUUCAGUCCAAACGGACAAACGUCAAAUAUCGUGGGAAAUCUGAGAGAGCUCCACACUGGAGUCCAGAAAACAGGAAGAUGAUUGAGUCUCUGGGAAAACUGGCUUUUGAUCAGCUGCAGAAAGGAAACCUGAUCUUCUAUGACUCAGACCUGACAGAGUGUGCCUUCGAUAUCACAGCAGCCUCAGUGUACUCAGGAGUGUUCACACAGGUCUUUAGAGAGGAGAGAGGACUGUACCAGGACAGGGUGUUCUGCUUCGUCCAUCUGAGUGUUCAGGAGUUUCUGGCUGCUCUUCAUGUCCAUCUGACCUUCAUCAAGUCUGGAGUCAAUCUGAUGGCAGACGAACAUACAACAUCCUGUAUGCCUAAAGUCUUCAGAGACAAACCUAAACUAAAACAUCUCUACCAGAGUGCUGUGGACAAGGCCUUGCAGAGUCCAAAUGGACACCUGGACUUGUUCCUCCGCUUCCUCCUGGGUCUUUCUCUGGAGACCAAUCAGAACCUCCUACGAGGUCUGCUGACACAGACAGGAAAUAGCUCACGGACCAAUCAGGAAACAGUCCAGUACAUCAAGAAGAAGAUCAGUGAGGAUCUGUCUGCAGAGAGAAGCAUCAACCUGUUGCACUGUCUGAAUGAACUGAAUGAUCGUUCUCUAGUGGAGGAGAUCCAACAGUCCCUGAGAUCAGGAAGUCUCUCCACAGAUAAACUGUCUCCUGCUCAGUGGUCAGCUCUGGUCUUCAUCUUUCUGUCAUCAGAAACAAAUCUGGACGUGUUUGACCUGAAGAAAUACUCUGCUUCAGAGGAGGCUCUUCUGAGGCUGCUGCCAGUGGUCAAAGCCUCCAACAAAGCUCUGUUAACUGGCUGUAAGCUCUCAGAGAGAAGCUGUGAAGCUCUGUCCUCAGUCCUCAGCUCCCAGUCCUCUAGUCUGAGAGACCUUGACCUGAGUAACAAUGACCUGAAGGAUUCAGGAGUGAAGCUUCUGUCUGCCGGACUGAAGAGUCCACUAUGUGAACUGAAAACACUCAGGUUAACUGGCUGUAAGCUGUCAGAGAGAAGCUGUGAAGCUCUGUCCUCAGUCCUCAGCUCCCAGUCCUCUAGUCUGAGAGACCUGGACCUGAGAAACAACAACCUGAAGGAUUCAGGAGUGGAGCUUCUGUCUGCUGGACUGCAGAGUCCACUUUGUGAACUGAAAACCCUCAGGGUGACUGCCUGUAACCUGUCAAAGAGAAGCUGUGAAGCUCUGUCCUCAGUCCUCAGCUCCCAGUCCUCUAGUCUGAGAGACCUAGACCUGAGUAACAACGACCUUCAGGAUUCAGGAGUAAAGCAUAUGUCUGCUGGAUUGAAGAGUCCACUAUGUGAACUGAAAACCCUCAGUCUGUCAGGCUGUCUGAUAUCAGAGGAAGGCUGUUCUUCUCUGGCCUCAGCUCUCAGCUCCCAGUCCUCUAGUCUGAGAGACCUGGACCUGAGUAACAACAACCUGAAGGAUUCAGGAGUGAAGCUUCUGUCUGCUGGAAUGAAGAGUCCACUAUGUGAACUAAAAUCCCUCAAUCUGUCAGGCUGUCUGAUCUCAGAGGAAGGCUGUUCUUCUCUGGGCUCAGCUCUGAGCUCCAGCCCCUCCCUUCUGAGAGAGCUGGACCUGAGCUACAAUCAUCCAGGAGACUCAGGAGUGAAACUGCUGGAGGAUCCACGAUGCAGACUGGACACUCUCAGGGUGGACCAUGGUGGAGAGCACAGGUUAACACCUGGUCUGAGGAAGUAUUUCUGUCAACUCACACUGGACACAAACACAGCAAACAGAGAGCUCAAACUGUCUGAGAACAACAGGAAGGUGACAUAUGUUGAAGAGGAUCAGUCAUAUCCUGAUCAUCCAGAGAGAUUUGACUACUGGCCUCAGCUGCUGUGUAGAGAUGGUCUGACUGGUCGCUGUUACUGGGAGGUCGAGUGGAGAGGAAGAGUUCAUGUAGCAGUAAGUUACAGAGGAAUCAGAAGGAAAGGAGGCAGUGAUGACUCUGUAUUUGGAUGUAACGACCAGUCCUGGAGUCUGAGCUGCUCUUAUUAUGGUUACUCUGUCAGGCACUAUGACAGAAAAACAGUCCUCUCCUCCUCCUCCUCCUCCUCCUCUGGUAGAAUAGGAGUGUAUGUGGACUGUCCUGCUGGCUCUCUGUCCUUCUACAGAGUCUCCUCUGACUCACUGAUCCACCUCCACACCUUCAACACCACAUUCACUGAACCUCUUUAUCCUGGGUUUGUGUUGACCUAUGGUUCCUCAGUGUCUCUGUGUGGUCCGUAGGACGGAGACGACUUCCUGUCCUGUGGUCUGAAUGUUGGAUGAAGCUUCACUUUGUUUAACAUUUGAUUCUCUGAUUGUUUCUUUAAUGUCUCAAAUGUUUUCUUCUUAUAAACGGUGAAAUGAUCUCAGGGCUGAACUCUGAUUUUCUCUUGAAUCCAGUUUUUUUUGGAGCAGCGUCUUGUAGCUGCUAAUGUCUGUCGUGAUUGAUCUCAAUAAAGGUUUAAAGACUCACGAGAACAGCAGCUUCUAACAAAUGUAAAUCUGAUUCUGUUUUAAAGAGGAAUAAAGACAU
Molecule: messenger RNA, 3911 nt
Organism: Centropristis striata (black sea bass)
Lineage: Eukaryota; Metazoa; Chordata; Actinopteri; Perciformes; Serranidae
Product: NACHT, LRR and PYD domains-containing protein 3-like
Exons: 10
Coding region: 56-3619 (1187 amino acids)
Molecular function (GO): protein binding
Source: RefSeq, a predicted model, not a curated record